Messenger RNA from Triticum aestivum (bread wheat), 2715 nucleotides. RefSeq names its product transcription factor bHLH77. Gene Ontology annotation, molecular function: protein dimerization activity; DNA-binding transcription factor activity. The transcript has 6 exons. Gene Ontology annotation, biological process: regulation of DNA-templated transcription. Bases 651 to 2276 code for a protein of 541 amino acids. The record is from RefSeq and is a predicted model, not a curated record. NCBI's taxonomy places the organism in Eukaryota, Viridiplantae, Streptophyta, Magnoliopsida, Poales, Poaceae. Gene Ontology annotation, cellular component: nucleus.
ACCUCUCUCCGUCCGGUGCUUGUGUCUCCAGCCGGCUUCUUCCUCCCCUCCUUGUUUCAUGGCGGGGAAGGGUGGGGCGAUGAUGCCCAUAGCCCGUCCAAUUUGACCCAUGCCGUCCUGGACCUAUAUCAUACGCACACGCGCGCUCUCUACCGCUCCCACCACGCUCUCCCGCAACCUCGUCUCGUCCCGUCUUCUGCUUUUUGCUCGCCUGCGGUGGGAGGGAGCUUUUCGCUUUGGUUUAGGUGCUUCUUUCCCACUCACCACUUUCCUCCGCCCUGCGUGCGGUGUCACGCACACCAAAAGCUCCUGCCUUUGCCUUAUCUCAGCACCGGCACCACCCUGCCCCCGCCCCUAGUGGGAUUUGGUGGGAGCUGCUCUGCUCGCUCCAGCUACUUGCCUCCCUCGCGCGCUUCUUUGCUCCGCUGGUGUUGGUGUUGCCCUUGGCGUUGGGGGCCAGCGUCACUCUCGCCUCGUCACCGCACCUCACCUCGCCGCACCGCACCGCACGCACGCGCGCGCGCGCGGCGCUCUUCCCUUCUCCUCUCUUCCCGGUGGGCUCGGAAUUCGGACGAUUUCUUGGUUGCGUCUGCUUGGGGCGCGGCGAGCGGCGGAUCUUUUGCGGAAUUCCGGCGGGGAAAGGGCGGGGGAUGAACUGCGGGCAGCCGGACCAGCUGCCGCCGGCCACGGCGGGCUUCCUCAACCUCAACUGGGACAGCUCCAUGGACGCCUCCCAUCCGAUGGCCUCCUCGCCGGCCUCCAACUCCGCGGCGGCCACCGAGGGGCUCGCACUCCACGGGAUCUCGCCGCGGCCGCAGCCGCACUACGGCGCCGGCGGCACGCCGCUCGGCUCGCCCACCAAGCUCAACCUCUCCAUGAUGGGCCAGUACCGCCACCACCACCACCACAGCCCCUACCCGCCGCCGCCGCCGCAGGUGGGCGGCGCCGGCCUGCCCACCCUGGAGAACCUCAUGCCCAUGGGCUCCCUCGACCAGUUCCUCGCCGACCCGGGCUUCGCCGAGCGCGCCGCCAGGCUCUCCGGGUUCGGCCCCGCGCAGUUCGGCCUCCCGGACGACGGCCCCGUCGGCGCGCUCAAGGAGCUGGAGCUCGGGAGCGCCCGGGACGACUCGUCGGUGUCCGAUCCGGCGUCGGCCGGCGCCGGGAUGGCGCUCAAGGGCGCCUCCGACAGCAAUGCCAGGAAGCGGAAGGCCGGCGGCGGCGGCAGCAAGGGGAAGGGCAAGGACGCCUCCGUGUCCACCACCUCCGCCAAGGAUCUCCUCGCCAAGGUACGCAAGACACAUACAGAAUUCUGCUCUGUUGUCGAAGGAGCGAGAGGUCGAUCUCACCCUGCGAGCACCGCCGUCGCCGUGGCCGUGCAGGAGGACUCGGCGUCGAAGCGCUGCAGGUCCAUGUCCAUGGAGGAGGCGGAGGAGAAUUCCGGCAAGGGGAAGGCCGCGCAGAGCAGCAGCGAGAACGGCGGGAGGAGGCAGGGCAAGGACGGCGCGUCCAAGCUGCCCGAGCCGCCCAAGGACUUCAUCCACGUCCGGGCGCGGCGCGGCGAGGCCACGGACAGCCAUAGCCUGGCCGAGAGGGUGAGAAGAGAGAAGAUCAGCCAGCGGAUGAAGCUGCUGCAGGACCUGGUGCCCGGCUGCAACAAGGUGGUGGGCAAGGCCGUGAUGCUGGACGAGAUCAUCAACUACGUGCAGUCGCUGCAACGGCAAGUCGAGUUUCUGUCGAUGAAGCUGGCGACGGUGAACCCGCAGCUGGACUUCAACAGCCUGCCCAGCCUCCUUGCCAAAGAUAUGCAGCAGCAGUCGUGUGGGCAGCUGCAGCAGGGCUCGUCGCAUUUUUUCCCGCUGGACGCGUCGGGCGCGCCGCUCCCCUACAUGGGGGGCCAGGGGAGCAGCGACCCUCUCGGCUGCGGCAUGUCCGACGGCGGCGGCAUGGGCGACGACCACGGCGCCAUGCACCCGCUCGACCAGGCCUUCUGCCGCCCCAUGGGCUCCCAGCAGCAGCACUUCCUCAGCGACGCCGCCGCCUCUCAGGUUGGGGCCUUCUGGCAGGAUCUGCAGAGCGUGGUUCAGAUGGACAUGGGGCAGAGCCAGGAGAUCGCCACCUCCUCCAACAGCUACGACGGUGAGUGCAAAUCCAGUUUCAAUUUCAGCCUGAAUUCUGAAGAUCGACAUCACUUUCAACCAAAGAUCCGGAUGCUGAAUUUUGUUCGGUCCUGCCGAUCAGGCUCGUUGCAGACGGUCCACAUGAAAAUGGAGCUUUGACAUGAUGAUCGCCGGGGAGAAAGCUUGAUCCGACUACCACCGACCGCCCUCGACGACCCCCGCUGUACAUAGGGAGAAGCAAAGGCAGGCAGGCAGUCAGUCAAGCUUGCCAUUGAACCAUCCAUGGAAGCGCUCUGAGAUUCAACCUAACAGUGUUGGGCCCUUCUGGUGUAAUGAUUCUUUUGAACAAGAAAGUGACCCGGGCGUGCACCAGUAGCUUAGGCUAGCUCAGCGUAUCAUCAUCAUCAUCAUCAUCAUCUCCUUUCUUGUGCUAAGCUGCUAGCAAGAUCGAUGGGUACAUAGCAUGGCUUGCGCAUGAAUCCAUCCUCGGCCACCCUUCGUGCCCAUUCCCCCUCAAAUGAGAGGGGAUCGCAUUGGAGAUGUGUAAUAGUAUCAUUUGUACUGCCAUUAUAUAUAUAAUAUAUAUAUAUUUCUAGCC